Molecule: messenger RNA, 1590 nt
Organism: Fopius arisanus
Lineage: Eukaryota; Metazoa; Arthropoda; Insecta; Hymenoptera; Braconidae
Gene: EndoB
Product: endophilin-B
Exons: 9
Coding region: 119-1153 (344 amino acids)
Biological process (GO): membrane organization
Cellular component (GO): membrane; cytoplasm
Molecular function (GO): protein binding
Source: RefSeq, a predicted model, not a curated record
GAUCGAUAGAAUGAGAGUUAGUCAUAAAACCAGCCCGAAAAAUCUAACACAAUUAGUCAAAGUCAAUAAGUCCCCGGGCAAGUUUAAUAAAUUUCUAUUGAGUGUUUAAAAAAUCGGAAUGAUGGACUUCAAUGUUAAAAAAUUGGUGAAAGAUGCGGGUGCAGCCCUGAGUCGAGUUGUUCAGCUCACAGAGGAGACCCUGGGGACAUCCGAAAAAACCGAGCUCGAUGCACAUUUCGAACAUUUGGCUGACAGGGCCAACAUGACGAAGAGUUGGACAGAAAAAAUACUGAGGAACAUGGAGGCCAUGCUGACCCCUAAUCCAGGGAACAGAAUCGAGGAUUUCUUCUACGAGAAGAUCGACAAGAAGAAGCCCAACAGACUGAGUAAUUUGGAGUACGUCGGACAGGACAUGAUCGAAGCGGGCAGCGAAUUUGGACCAGGAAUAGCUUAUGGUGCGGCUCUGAUAAAAGUUGGACAGUGUCAGCAAAAAUUGGGACAGAUCGAGCGAGAUUUCAUCGGUACAGCAGCCAAUUGUUACAUCCAGCCUCUUCGUAAAUUCCUGGAUGGAGAGAUGAAGACGAUAAGCAAAGAAAUGGCAAUACUGGAGACAAAGCGUCUGGACUUGGACGCAUGUAAGAACCGAGUGAGAAAAGCGAGGAGUAUGCUGGGACAGCAGAGUGAUUCCGGAGUAUCCCCGGAAGUGCUGUUGGAUCAGGCAGAGAGAGAGUUGAGGAUAGCCCAGUCAGAAUUCGAUAGACAAUCAGAGAUAACGAAGCUGUUGCUGGAGGGUGUGUCGAGCUCUCAAGCUGGUCAUCUUCGUUGUCUCCAUGAGUUCGCAGAGGCUCAGGCCCGACAUUAUGCCCAGUGUCAUGCCACCAUGCAGGAGUUACAACGAGAAUUAGCAGGUUUGACAGGGAGUUCUUAUCAUCCCGUCGACCAUCAGACACCAGAGACUACCGAAAAUGAAGUAGAUCGAGCCAGAGUUCUUUGUGAUUACGAGGCAAGGGACACGAGUGAAUUGAAUCUCGCACGAGACGAGGUGAUCUCUGUAAGUGAAAUAUCAGGGGACGAGGACUAUCUGAUGGGCUUCAGGGGGAUUGAAAAGGGAAAAGUACCCAGAGCAUUUAUCGAGAGGAUUUCCUCAAAUUAAUGGCACGUGCUGUUCGUUAUAUUCAAUUAAUUAUCGUCAUUAAGUACAAACGUGUUCGAGUUGUGCAAUUAAUAUUCUACAAAUUCCAAGAUAUCGAUUCCAUUGUUUCAAUGAUUGAGAAAUAAUUAAAAAAUUCUAUUAAAAGCAAAUAAAUCAUUGCAACUCUUCUCGUGUUCCUAAAAUCGUAAUUAAUGCAUAAAAAAUUCUUAAUUAACGAAUCAAACCGACGAUUCUAGGAUUCUCAGGUAUUAAACAACGAAUGCAUUUGCGUUCAUCAGAUAAUGUAUAUAAGGAAAAAUAAAUCGAUUGUCGAGUGAGAAAGUGUUUUGAAAUUCGUGAAGCAUGUGACUUCCACACCUUCUAUCUCGAUACCGAGGGGUUUUACGAGAAAAUACCGAAGGAAUUUUUUGCAGGAAAUUUCAUGGGCAAUAAAAAAG